AUGUCAUCUGAACAUGGUUUACAUGUUAUGUUAAGUUAUCAUUGGGAUAAUAAAGAAUUAGUUUCAAAAAUUUAUAAAGUACUUAAAUCAAAAAAUAUACCCGUAUGGAUGGAUAUUCAUGGUGGAAUUAGUUUUAAUCUUUUUCAAAGUAUGGCAGAUGGAAUUGAAAAUGCUGCUGUUGUUUGUUGUUUUAUGACACCAAAAUAUCAGACUUCACGUAAUUGUGAAAAAGAAUUAUUAUAUGCUGACAAACGACGUGUUCCAAUAAUUCCAUGUCGUUUAAUACGUGAUUGGGAACCAUCAACAUGGCUUGGAUUAGUCAUUGCUGGACUUGUAUGGAUUGAUUUUCGUGAUACAACUGAUGUGAAUAUUGAUUUAAAAAUUGAUAAAUUAAUAGAACAAAUUCAAAUUGUUGCAGGAAAAAAACUUAAUUGUUUUCGAACAGAAACUCCUUGUACUUUUCAAACUCGUCCAAUUAAUUCUUCAAAUAAUCUUUAUCCUAUUCUUCCACAAACGAAUGAUGUAUCGAAUCAAAAUAGAUCUGAUUCAAAUAAUUUUAUACGUUCUCCAGUGAAACAAUCAACUUCUACGAUAUCUCAUCAACAUCAAAAUGUCUAUAAUACAAAUAUAAUACCACCACCACCACCACCACCACCACCAGUACCUCCACGUCCAAAUAAAGAUUUAAUUCGAGAACGAUUAUUAUCUAUUGAUACAAAGAAAAAUUUUAAUGAAAUUGACUCUAUUGAAGAAAAAAAAGAGAAUAGUAUACCCUUGAAUAAUGAAAAACCAGAUAUAUGUGAAAUUUCAUAUCAACAUACACGUUUGAUUCCUGAUGUUCUUGAUUUAUCACCAUCUAUAAUUACUAAUGAAAAAAAACGUAAUGGUAUUAUUAUUGAUUAUUCAAAAUUUCGUCGUCUACCUCGUAUUAUUGGUGAUGAUAAUGAUAAAAUUUCAUUUUGUUGUCCAUCAGGUAUUGCAGUAUCAAAAACAGGUCUUAUCUAUGUUGCCGAUCAACAAAAUCAAUGUGUUAAAAUAAUUUCAUUGUUAGGAAGUGAAAAACAAAUUUUAUCACGUCCAUUUAAUCGACCAAAAGGUGUACAUAUUGAUGAAUAUGGUCGUAUACUUGUAACAGAACAUAAUCGUUUACUUAUACUUGAUAAUGAACUUAAUUUACUUAAAUCUAUUGGAGAUCAUGGUUCAAAACCAGGUGAAUUUAAUGUACCAUGGGGAAUUACGACAGAUUCAUUAUCAAAUAUGUAUAUAUGUGAUCAAAUGAAUAAUCGAAUACAAAAAUUUGAUACUGAUGGUCGUUUUUUACUAGAAUGGGGUUAUGAAGGUGAAAAUCCAGGUCAAUUUUAUUAUCCACAUUUUAUUUCUGUGUCAGGCAAUCGUGUUGCUGUAUCUGAUCAAUUGAAUCAUCGUAUUCAAGUAUUUGAUUGUUUUGGAAAUUAUCAUUAUAAAUUAGGUGAAGUUGGUAAUGAACCAGGUCAAUUUAGUUGUCCAUUUGGAGUAUGUAUCGAUGCAAAUGGUCAUUUAAUUGUUGCUGAUCAUGAUAAUAAUCGUGUACAAUUCUUUGAUGCAAAUGGUGAUAUUAAACUUAUAUUAGAUCAGGAAGUAAAUCCUUUAUUUAAUUUUCAAGGUGUUCAUGGUUUAGCAUUGACUCAUGAUGGUGGACUUCUUAUUACUGAUUAUAAACGAAAUGGAAAACAUCGUUUAUUUAUUUUUGCUUAA
Messenger RNA from Rotaria sp. Silwood1, 1734 nucleotides. Lineage: Eukaryota; Metazoa; Rotifera; Eurotatoria; Philodinida; Philodinidae. The record is from the annotation of a GenBank genome assembly.